Molecule: messenger RNA, 1476 nt
Organism: Torulaspora globosa
Lineage: Eukaryota; Fungi; Ascomycota; Saccharomycetes; Saccharomycetales; Saccharomycetaceae
Gene: PSD1
Product: phosphatidylserine decarboxylase 1
Exons: 1
Coding region: 1-1476 (491 amino acids)
Biological process (GO): phosphatidylethanolamine biosynthetic process
Cellular component (GO): mitochondrion
Molecular function (GO): phosphatidylserine decarboxylase activity
Source: RefSeq, a predicted model, not a curated record
AUGAUACCGGUUGGUAAGGCGUUUACGCAUGGCAGAACCAUCAUCACGAUGCCCGUCGGGAGACUGGCUCACAAGAUUCAGCUGAGAAAUAGGACAGCGACUUUAUGGAGUAAGAACUUCUCAAGCGGCGGCCCCGCACUGCAGAAGCCCCGAGGUGACAGUGUAGUUCAACGUGUCAGCGGGAACCAUGCGGGGAGAAUGCUGUCGCGAAAGUCAGCGAUCAAGUGGGUAGUUUUGACUGGUGUUACUAUUGCAUUGAGCAGCAUCAUAUUGAAUUCGCAACAUAACGAAGGAGAUGAUGAUGAAGACACUAAGCAUCGCAGGAAAAAGCCACGGAUCAAGAUAUUUGAUAACGACUGGCUAUUUUUUUGCUAUUCUACUCUACCGCUCAAUGCACUUUCCCGUCUCUGGGGUCAAGUUAACUCUUUGACCUUACCUGUUUGGUUUAGGCCUUGGGGGUACAAAUGCUACUCAUACUUAUUCGGCGUUAAUAUGGAUGAAAUGGCUGAUCCGGACCUUAGACAUUACGCCAACCUGUCAGAAUUCUUUUAUAGAUCUAUCAAGCCCGAUGUCAGACCCAUCCAUCCUGGUGCGAACGUGGUAGUUUGCCCUAGCGAUGGUAAAGUUCUUAAGAUUGGCAUUAUAGACUCGGAGAAAGGAGAGAUUGAACAAGUCAAGGGACUGACUUACUCGAUAAAAGAUUUUUUAGGUACCCAUUCGCAUCCAUCAAUGUCAAAAAGUCAGUCUACAUUGGAUUUGCAAGCGGACGAGGAACAAGAUAGGAAGUUUGCAGAGCAGAUUAAUUUUAAACUUUCAGACGAUAGAGGCUAUGAAUCUGAGCAACCUAUUAAAAUCAAAAGAGAAGGUGACAAAGUGAUUGAGGAGUCAAAGCCUCCAAUUUCUAAAAGUUUGAAGCUCUUGAGUGAAUUAUCGCUGAUGACAGCAUACCACAUGCCUUAUAAUGAACCUAACGAUACGCAGCUAUAUUUUGCUGUGAUUUACCUGGCGCCCGGUGACUAUCACCAUUACCAUUCUCCAGUAGACUGGGUUUGUAAGCUUCGUCGUCAUUUCCCUGGUGAUCUCUUCUCAGUUGCGCCCUACUUCCAGCGCAACUUUCCUAAUCUUUUCGUCUUGAACGAACGGGUUGCUUUGUUGGGUCAUUGGAAACAUGGCUUUUUCAGUAUGACGGCUGUGGGAGCAACUAACGUUGGUUCCAUUAAGCUAAGUUUCGAUAAGGAACUAGUCACAAACGUCAAAAGAAAUAAGCACAAUGAGCCACACUCAUGUUACGAAGCUACAUACCAAAACGCUAGCAAGAUACUUGAUGGUAUGCCGCUCCUCAAAGGUGAUGAAAUGGGAGGCUUUAUGCUGGGCAGCACCGUUGUCUUAUGCUUCGAAGCGCCCAAGAGCUUUCGAUUUAAUGUUAAAGUCGGCGAUAAGGUAAAGCUCGGGCAGAAGUUGGGAACUGUAGAGUAA